GAAAUGAAGAAUGAGAAAGAAUGAAUUGCCAUGUGGCAGAUCUUUUUCUGCGUCCUAGGGCAGAGAAUCAAUCAAAGAGCUCUUGAGCUGGCCAAAAUGAUGUUUUUCUGUUUUUUGGUAGUUUUUUUGAAAAUUGCAGUUUCACAUUUCCCUCCACACAUCCCUUAUCCUCUUGCGUAUCUCUCUUUGUUUCCAUUCUACCUCACCUUUCUUUUCUUUCCGAGAAGAAUGAGACGCAAGAUCAAAAUGAACCCCAUUAACACAAUCCUUAAACCAGCCCCCAGCUUCAUUAAAGCAGAGUAAUUUUAUUUUUGUUUUUACUAUGGCUACCAAAUUGGCCUUCAGUUUGUCAUCUCCUCGAUUCUCCACUGCUCCCAUAAGCAGGCCUUUCAUUUCUCCAUGUUCUUCCAAGGUUCAGCCGAUCAGUGGAAGAAGACAUGCUUGCCUCCGGAGAAGGAUUUUCUUGGUUCCCGUCAAGGCUACUGCCGAUCAGCAAGGUCAGGUGCAAGAAGAUGAUGUAGUGGACAGCAAGAUUCUGAACUACUGCAGCAUAGAAAAUAAGGACAAGAAGUCAUUGGGAGAAAUGGAGCAGGAUUUUCUUCAAGCACUACAGUCAUUUUACUACGAAGGAAAAGCGAUAAUGUCUAACGAGGAAUUCGACAAUCUCAAGGAAGAACUGAUGUGGGAAGGAAGCAGUGUUGUUAUGCUAUCUGCUGAUGAGCAGAGGUUCUUGGAAGCUUCGAUGGCAUAUGUAGCUGGGAACCCAAUUCUGAGCGACAAAGAAUUCGAUGACCUAAAACUGAAGUUGAAGACAGAAGGCAGUGACAUUGUAGUUGAAGGUCCAAGAUGCAGUCUUCGCAGCAGGAAGGUCUAUAGUGACCUCAAUGUGGACUACCUCAAGAUGUUACUUCUGAAUGUUCCGGCCACUGUUGUUGCACUUGGCUUGUAAGUCUGCUAAGCAACUCACUAAAAUUUGUAGCACGAAUCUACAUUGUACAUGCGACAGUCUUAUAGCUAGAAAUCUGGACCUGGAGAAAUUCACCCUGAAACAACCUGGUUUCAUCAGUGAUUCCGGUUUUUGUUACCUGCAGGUUUUUCUUCUUGGAUGAUGUGACUGGCUUUGAGAUCACAUACCUUCUGGAACUUCCGGAGCCAUUCAGUUUCAUCUUCACUUGGUUUGCUGCGGUCCCUCUCAUAGUCUGGGGAGCUCUAACGCUUACAAACGCAAUCCUCAAGGAUUUUAUCAUCCUCAAGGGCCCGUGCCCAAACUGUGGCACUGAGAAUGUCUCUUUCUUUGGAACCAUACUCUCCAUUUCCAAUGGCGGCACUACCAACAACCUCAAAUGCUCCAAUUGUGGGACUGAACUGAUCUACGAUGCCAAAUCGCGGCUGAUCACUCUGCCAGAUUGAAGCCUGGUUUUAGAUGGUUAAUGGUAAAUAAUAUGCACUCUUCUUCUAGGCCCUGUCUCUUCAUCCAUUCUACUGUACUGGCGAGACCGAUGUAUCGAUAUUGCUUGUAGGACAAUGGAUGGUGUGAAGUCUAGGGUGGAGAAUUUUGAAGCGACAGGAAGUGGAAAUGGAAACUGAAUUUAAGAAUGGGAAAAUAGGUUGUAUAGUGAGGCCUGAGGGGAUGUGUUAAGAGGUUUUUGUUGCCCAAAUGGAUUCGAUUAAUAAUGAAGAAGUCGACUUCACUGUCUAUAAUGGUACUUCAUAAAGGCUGUACCUUUGUAGAUUUUCCUAAAUACCCAUCUAUGAGCUAUAGGCCCUCAUACAUAUAUACGCUAGGUAAGGUCAGUUUUUGCUGGCCUCUCUGAUCAUUUGCCGGUGUUAAUCAUUUUGCCAAGGUUAGCAUGAAUGGUAACUUGAACAAAUGGAUAUAGUAACUUGAAACAGAGAAAUGGAGGUUAUCAGUUACACGUAGUAAGACGUAUAGACAACGACCAUAUAUUCCAGUAACAUUCAAGGUUCAGAAAUGACCUGCAAUCAUCAUCUAAAGUGCCUGGUGGAAGGGUGAAGGUCACUAAAUUA
Molecule: messenger RNA, 2028 nt
Organism: Linum tenue
Lineage: Eukaryota; Viridiplantae; Streptophyta; Magnoliopsida; Malpighiales; Linaceae
Source: the annotation of a GenBank genome assembly